Molecule: messenger RNA, 10093 nt
Organism: Vicugna pacos (alpaca)
Lineage: Eukaryota; Metazoa; Chordata; Mammalia; Artiodactyla; Camelidae
Source: RefSeq, a predicted model, not a curated record
GAGGUGGUGGACGCCGAGAAGAAUGAUGAAAAUGGAAACUGCUCAGGGGAAGGAAUUGAAUUCCCUACAACAAAUUUAUAUGAACUAGAAAGCCGUGUUUUGACUGAUCAUUGGUCCAUCCCUUACAAGCGGGAAGAAUCACUAGGCAAAUGCCUGUUGGCGUCUACCUACCUAGCAAGACUUGGUCUUUCUGAGUCUGAUGAGAAUUGUAAAAGAUUUAUGGAUAGGUGUAUGCCUGAAGCAUUUAAAAAGCUCCUGACAUCAAGUGCUGUUCACAAAUGGGGUACUGAAAUUCAUGAAGGGAUCUACAACAUGUUGAUGCUAUUAAUAGAACUGGUUGCAGAGAGAAUAAAACAGGACCCAAUUCCUACUGGUCUGCUGGCUGUGCUUACAAUGGCUUUCAAUCCUGAUAAUGAAUACCAUUUUAAAAACAGAAUGAAAGUGUCUCAAAGGAAUUGGGCAGAAGUGUUUGGAGAGGGAAAUAUGUUCGCUAUUUCACCUGUUUCUACUUUCCAAAAGGAGCCUCAUGGAUGGGUUGUGGAUUUGGUAAACAAGUUCGGAGAACUAGGUGGAUUUGCAGCAAUCCAAGCCAAGCUCCAUUCAGAAGAUAUAGAACUUGGGGCAGUCUCAGCACUGCUGCAGCCCCUAGGAGUGUGUGCAGAGUACCUCAACUCCUCGGUGGUACAGCCCAUGCUAGACCCAGUCAUCCUUACUACGAUCCAGGACGUGCGGAGUGUGGAGGAAAAGGACCUCAAAGACAAGAGAUUGGUUAGCAUCCCUGAGCUCUUGUCUGCCAUUAAGUUACUCUGCAUGCGCUUCCAACCGGAUCUGGUGACCGUCGUGGAUGACCUUCGACUAGACAUCCUACUGCGCAUGCUGAAAUCACCACAUUUUAGUGCUAAAAUGAAUUCCCUCAAAGAAGUAACCAAACUAAUAGAAGAUAGCACUUUAUCCAAAUCUGUGAAGAAUGCUAUAGAUACAGACAGAUUAUUAGAUUGGCUAGUUGAGAACUCAGUUCUGUCAAUUGCAUUAGAAGGCAACAUAGACCAAGCACAGUACUGUGAUCGUAUAAAGGGAAUCAUUGAACUCUUGGGCAGUAAAUUGUCUUUAGAUGAGCUUACUAAAAUUUGGAAGAUACAGUCUGGACAAUCAUCUACUGUGAUUGAGAACAUCCACACUAUUAUUGCUGCAGCAGCUGUCAAAUUUAAUUCAGAUCAGCUUAAUCACUUGUUUGUUCUCAUUCAGAAGAGCUGGGAGACUGAGAGCGACAGAGUAAGGCAGAAGCUGUUGAGCCUGAUUGGACGAAUAGGCCGGGAAGCUCGCUUUGAGGCUACUUCUGGAAAGGUGUUAGAUGUCCUCUGGGAACUGGCUCAUCUCCCAACACUGCCCAGUAGCCUUAUUCAGCAAGCCUUGGAGGAGCACCUGACAAUCCUCAGUGAUGCGUAUGCAGUGAAAGAAGCAAUCAAGAGAAGCUACAUCAUUAAGUGCAUAGAAGAUAUUAAAAGGCCUGGAGAAUGGUCAGGUUUGGAAAAAAACAAGAAGGAUGGAUUCAAGUCAUCUCAGCUUAAUAAUCCCCAGUUUGUAUGGGUGGUACCAGCUUUGCGUCAGCUACAUGAAAUCACCCGGUCAUUCAUAAAACAAACCUAUCAAAAGCAAGACAAGAGCAUUAUUCAAGACCUGAAGAAAAACUUUGAAAUAGUGAAGUUGGUAACAGGAAGUUUAAUAGCUUGUCAUCGCCUUGCGGCAGCCGUGGCUGGACCUGGAGGCUUAACUGGCUCGACACUGGUGGAUGGCCGAUACACUUACCGGGAGUAUUUAGAGGCCCAUCUGAAAUUUCUGGCAUUUUUCUUGCAAGAAGCUACUCUGUAUCUGGGUUGGAAUCGUGCCAAGGAAAUCUGGGAGUGUCUUGUGACUGGCCAGGAUGUUUGUGAGUUAGAUAGAGAGAUGUGUUUUGAAUGGUUUACAAAGGGGCAGCAUGACCUUGAGAGUGAUGUUCAGCAGCAGCUCUUCAAGGAGAAAAUUCUUAAACUGGAGUCAUAUGAAAUCACUAUGAAUGGUUUUAACUUAUUUAAGACUUUUUUUGAAAAUGUGAAUCUCUGUGAUCAUCGAUUGAAAAGACAAGGAGCUCAGUUGUAUGUAGAAAAGCUGGAAUUGAUAGGAAUGGAUUUCAUUUGGAAAAUAGCCAUGGAAUCACCUGAUGAAGAAAUUGCUAAUGAAGCUAUUCAGUUAAUCAUAAACUACAGUUACAUUAAUCUAAAUCCUAGGUUAAAGAAGGAUUCUGUAUCAUUACAUAAGAAAUUCAUUGCUGAUUGCUACACAAGAUUAGAAGCAGCCAGUUCAGCACUUGGUGGCCCCACUCUAACACAUGCUGUGACCAGAGCAACAAAAAUGCUUACAGCAACUGCCAUGCCAACUGUAGCCACAUCAGUUCAGUCUCCGUACAGAUCCACUAAACUUGUAAUAAUUGAAAGAUUGCUGCUUCUGGCAGAACGCUAUGUGAUCACUAUAGAGGAUUUUUACUCUGUUCCACGAACUAUUCUACCUCAUGGUGCUUCAUUUCAUGGACAUCUUUUAACUCUUAAUGUUACCUAUGAGUCUACCAAAGAUACCUUCACUGUAGAGGCUCACAGUAAUGAAACCAUAGGGAGUGUCCGGUGGAAGAUAGCCAAGCAGUUGUGCUCUCCAGUGGAUAAUAUACAGAUAUUUACAAAUGACAGUCUGCUGACAGUGAAUAAAGAUCAAAAGCUACUCCACCAGCUGGGCUUUUCUGAUGAACAGAUCCUCACAGUAAAGACGUCUGGCAGUGGGACCCCAUCUGGGAGCUCCGCGGAUUCCUCAACCAGCUCCAGCAGCAGCAGCAGUGGCGUGUUUAGUUCAUCGUAUGCCAUGGAGCAGGAGAAAUCCCUCCCUGGUGUUGUGAUGGCACUUGUUUGUAAUGUAUUUGACAUGCUUUACCAGCUGGCCAACCUAGAAGAGCCAAGGAUAACUCUACGAGUACGAAAGCUUCUGCUCUUAAUACCCACUGAUCCAGCCAUUCAGGAAGCCCUUGAUCAACUCGAUUCUUUAGGAAGAAAGAAAACAUUGCUGUCUGAAACAAGUUCUCAGUCUUCAAAAUCUCCAUCCCUCUCUUCCAAGCAACAGCAUCAGCCAAGUGCCAGUUCCAUUUUAGAAAGUCUGUUUCGAUCUUUCGCUCCAGGAAUGUCCACCUUCCGAGUGCUCUACAACUUAGAAGUUCUAAGCUCCAAACUCAUGCCAACAGCUGAUGAUGACAUGGCAAGAAACUGUGCAAAAUCCUUCUGUGAGAACUUCCUCAAAGCAGGGGGUUUGAGUUUGGUUGUAAAUGUCAUGCAGAGGGAUUCCAUCCCAUCCGAAGUAGACUAUGAAACAAGGCAGGGAGUUUAUUCCAUCUGCCUACAGCUUGCAAGAUUUUUACUUGUUGGACAAACAUUGCCAACAUUGCUAGAUGAAGACCUCACCAAAGACGGCAUAGAAGCACUUUCUUCUCGCCCGUUCCGAAAUGUCAGCCGGCAGACAAGCAGGCAGAUGUCCUUAUGUGGUACCCCAGAAAAGUCGUCCUACCGACAGCUGUCUGUGUCUGACAGGUCUUCUAUUAGGGUUGAGGAGAUCAUCCCUGCUGCACGAGUCGCGAUACAAACGAUGGAAGUCAGUGACUUCACGUCCACGGUGGCUUGUUUCAUGAGACUGUCGUGGGCUGCAGCUGCAGGACGGCUUGACCUCGUUGGGAGUAGCCAGCCAAUUAAAGAAAGUAAUUCUCUGUUUCCUGCUGGAAUUCGAAACAGACUCAGCAGUUCAGGAAGCAACUGCAGCUCCGGGAGUGAAGGAGAUCCAGUAGCCCUGCACGCUGGCAUCUGUGUGCGACAGCAGUCCGUGUCCACCAAAGACUCGCUGAUUGCCGGAGAGGCUCUGUCCCUUCUUGUUACGUGCCUGCAGCUUCGGAGCCAGCAACUGGCAUCUUUCUAUAACUUGCCCUGUGUUGCUGAUUUUAUCAUUGAUAUUCUGCUUGGAUCACCAAGUGCUGAGAUUCGCCGUGUUGCCUGUGAUCAGCUGUAUACUCUUAGUCAGACAGAUACUUCAGCUCAUCCAGAUGUACAGAAGCCAAAUCAGUUUCUCCUGGGUGUGAUUCUCACGGCUCAGCUGCCCCUCUGGUCCCCCACUAGUAUCAUGCGAGGAGUCAAUCAGAGAUUAUUAUCUCAGUGUAUGGAGUAUUUUGAUCUGAGGUGCCAAUUAUUAGAUGAUCUGACAACUUCAGAAAUGGAGCAGUUAAGAAUCAGCCCAGCCACCAUGCUCGAAGAUGAGAUUACUUGGCUGGAUAACUUUGAACCUAAUCGCACAGCUGAAUGUGAGACCAGUGAAGCCGACAACAUUUUAUUGGCAGGACACUUACGGCUCAUUAAGACCCUUCUUUCACUCUGUGGGGCAGAAAAGGAAAUGCUUGGUUCAUCACUCAUUAAACCAUUGUUAGAUGACUUCCUUUUCCGAGCUUCUAGAAUUAUUUUAAAUAGUCAUUCUCCAGCUGGCAGUGCCGCCAUCAGUCAACAGGACUUUCAUCCAAAAUGUAGUACAGUGAAUAGCCGAUUGGCAGCCUAUGAAGUCCUUGUAAUGCUGGCUGAUAGCUCACCUUCAAAUCUUCAAAUUAUUACAAAAGAACUACUUUCUAUGCAUCAUCAACCUGAUCCUGCUCUUACCAAGGAGUUUGAUUACCUUCCCCCAGUGGAUAGCAGGUCCAGCUCAGGGUUUGUGGGGCUGAGGAACGGUGGCGCUACGUGUUACAUGAAUGCAGUCUUCCAGCAGCUGUAUAUGCAGCCGGGUCUCCCUGAGUCAUUGCUUUCAGUGGAUGAUGACACGGACAAUCCAGACGACAGUGUAUUCUACCAAGUACAGUCUCUUUUUGGGCACUUGAUGGAAAGCAAGUUGCAGUACUAUGUACCUGAGAACUUUUGGAAGAUUUUCAAGAUGUGGAACAAAGAACUUUAUGUAAGAGAACAGCAGGAUGCAUAUGAAUUCUUCACUAGUCUCAUCGAUCAGAUGGAUGAGUAUCUCAAGAAAAUGGGGAGAGACCAAAUUUUUAAGAAUACUUUUCAGGGCAUCUAUUCUGAUCAGAAGAUCUGUAAAGACUGUCCUCACAGAUACGAACGUGAGGAAGCUUUUAUGGCUCUCAACCUCGGAGUUACUUCCUGUCAGAGUUUGGAAAUUUCUUUGGACCAGUUUGUUAGAGGAGAAGUUCUAGAGGGAAGUAAUGCAUAUUACUGUGAAAAGUGUAAAGAAAAGAGAAUAACAGUGAAAAGGACCUGUAUUAAGUCAUUACCUAGUGUCUUGGUCAUUCACCUGAUGAGAUUUGGAUUUGACUGGGAGAGUGGACGCUCCAUUAAAUAUGAUGAACAGAUACGGUUUCCCUGGAUGCUAAACAUGGAGCCUUACACAGUUUCAGGAAUGGCUCGUCAAGAUUCAUCUUCUGAAGUUGGUGAAAAUGGGCGAGGUAUGGAUCAGGGAGGUGGAGGAUCUCCACGGAAAAAAGUUGCCCUCACAGAAAAUUAUGAACUUGUGGGCGUCAUUGUACACAGUGGGCAGGCACAUGCCGGCCACUACUACUCCUUCAUCAAGGACAGGCGGGGAUGUGGAAAAGGAAAAUGGUAUAAAUUUAAUGACACAGUCAUAGAAGAAUUUGACCUAAAUGAUGAGACCCUGGAGUACGAAUGCUUUGGAGGAGAAUAUAGACCAAAAGUUUAUGAUCAAACAAACCCUUAUACUGAUGUACGCCGAAGAUACUGGAAUGCCUAUAUGCUCUUCUACCAAAGGGUAUCUGAUCAGAACUCCCCAGUGUUACCAAAGAAAAGUCGAGUCAGCGUGGUUCGGCAGGAGGCUGAGGAUCUCUCUCUGUCAGCACCAUCUUCACCAGAAAUUUCACCUCAGUCAUCUCCUCGGCCCCAUAGGCCUAACAACGACCGGCUCUCUAUUCUAACCAAGCUGGUUAAAAAAGGUGAGAAGAAAGGACUAUUUGUGGAGAAAAUGCCUGUUCGAAUAUACCAGAUGGUGAGAGAUGAAAACCUCAAGUUUAUGAAGAACAGAGAUGUGUACAGUAGUGAUUAUUUCAGUUUUGUUUUGUCUUUAGCAUCAUUGAAUGCUACUAAACUAAAGCAUCCGUGCUACCCUUGCAUGGCAAAGGUGAGCUUACAGCUCGCCAUUCAAUUCCUUUUUCAAACUUAUCUACGAACAAAGAAAAAACUCAGGGUUGACACUGAAGAAUGGAUUGCCACUAUUGAAGCAUUGCUUUCAAAAAGUUUUGAUGCUUGUCAGUGGCUAGUUGAAUAUUUUAUUAGUUCUGAAGGACGAGAAUUGAUAAAGAUUUUCUUGUUGGAGUGCAAUGUGAGAGAAGUCCGAGUCGCUGUGGCCACCAUUCUGGAGAAAACCCUAGACAGUGCCUUGUUUUAUCAGGAUAAGUUAAAGAGCCUUCAUCAGUUACUGGAGGUACUACUUCAAGGAAUUAGGGCCGGAGACCUUCUCCUGAGGCAUUCAGCUCUGCGACACAUGAUCAGCUUCCUCCUGGGGGCCAAUCGGCAAAGCAGUCAGAUACGUCGAUGGAGUUCGGCACAAGCACGAGAGUUUGGGAACCUUCACAAUACGGUGGCGUUGCUUGUCUUGCAUUCGGAUGUCUCUUCCCAAAGGAACGUUGCUCCUGGUGUAUUUAAACAACGGCCGCCUAUUAGCAUUGCCCCCUCGAGCCCCCUGCUGCCCCUCCACGAGGAAGUCGAGGCCCUGUUGUUCUUGUCUGAAGGGAAACCUUACCUGUUAGAGGUAAUGUUUGCUCUGCGGGAGCUGACGGGCUCGCUGCUGGCGCUCAUCGAGAUGGUAGUGCACUGCUGCUUCUGCAACGAGCACUUCUCCUUCACCAUGCUGCACGUGGUUAAGAACCAACUAGAAACAGCUCCACCCCAUGAGUUAAAGAAUACAUUCCAGCUACUUCAUGAGAUACUGGUCAUUGAGGAUCCCAUACAAGUAGAGCGGGUCAAAUUUGUGUUUGAGACGGAAAAUGGAUUGCUAGCUCUGAUGCACCACAGUAAUCAUGUGGACAGCAGUCGCUGCUACCAGUGUGUCAAAUUUCUUGUAACUCUUGCUCAAAAGUGUCCUGCUGCUAAAGAAUACUUCAAGGAGAACUCCCACCACUGGAGCUGGGCUGUACAGUGGCUGCAGAAGAAGAUGUCAGAACAUUAUUGGACACCACAGAGCAACGUCUCUAAUGAAACGUCAACUGGAAAAACCUUUCAGCGAACGAUUUCAGCUCAGGACACAUUAGCAUAUGCCACAGCUCUUCUGAAUGAGAAGGAGCAGUCGGGAAGCAGUAACGGGUCAGAGAGCAGUCCCGCGAAUGAGAACGGAGAGAGGCACUUACAGCAGGGUUCUGAGUCGCCCAUGAUGAUUGGUGAGUUAAGAAGUGACCUGGACGAUGUCGAUCCCUAGGGAGCGUGCCCAGCACACGAUGGGGAGACACGUCACAGUUACUGGAUGCUCAGCACCUUUUUGAAAUCAGAUUCUCAUCCCCGAACCCUUUAGAAGAGCCUGGAGGCUGGACUGGGAGAGCCCGCUGUGCCGGGAGGAGCACACGUUUUUAAGGAAAGCACUCUUUGCUUGGCCCCUAGGGAAGGCCUGGGAGCUGUCUGGCAGUAGGAGAACUCCGGUCUGUGGGUCCGCUGUCCUGGGCACAGUCCAUAUGUGGAUUGACAUUUUUGUGGAGAUUUUAGUCAGUCUGGUAGCAGACUGUUUUGUUAUGUGAAGAUACAAGAGUGAGUGAGGAUAAAGCUGCUGCUUUCUCUAUGAUGCUACAAAAGAAAUUCCUUUGGUUUUUAUAUUAAAAAAAAAAAAGAAAAAAGAAAGCUGCCUUUUAGAUAUGUGGGGGCAAAUUUUUAAUCUUGUGGUAACAUUGAAUAGGAAUAUCCAAUUUAAAAUGAUGUAAAGAUAUGUGAUAAAAAUUCCUUUUCACUGUAAAGUAGUAGUUAAAAAAUUCAGUUUACACAGACCUUUGUAUUUAAUAUGUCUCCCCAUUUGUAUAGAAUUUCAGAUGGGUCUGGAUAAGCACCCUGGGCAUAAACUUGGAUCUUGAUGCAAUGUUACCAGGAUCAAAAAUUGGGAAAUUUAUUAAGCUCUUUAAGGUAUUUUUCUGAUAUAAUUGAGAUUGAAAGAGCAAUUAAAAAAAAAAAUGCUGCAUUCUCCAGAAGUACAGGAUGUGUUCUUUGACAUCAAUCACUAAAGAAGUUAUGAGUUGUUCCCAAAACAAAUUUUAAAAACAGCAAAAUAAAAAGCACUUUAAGAUACAAUUUUAUUGAGUUUGACUUCAUAAAAUCAUCUUUUUAAUGCUUGGAGACAUAUUGAAUAAACUGUAGUCUUACAUCACGUGAUCUGCAAUCAUUUGCUUUUGCUGAAAACAUAAGUAAUGAAACCUUGGGUACUGGCUGUGUAUGAAGUUGUAUAUGAGUUAGAGACACUGCUUUGUGAGUUUCUAGACAUUUUAAUGCAGAGCAGGGAUUUGAGACUUUGUUUCUCCUCCACAUGACUCAUUAACACUGAAAAGAUAGGAACAAGAUUUAUUGUCCCAGAAAUAAUUAGAAGGCAACUGAACAACCAUGCGUUUAGCUGUAUUUCUCAAGAAUAGCAUCAUUCAGCCACUUCAGGGUAGAUGUCAGCUCCCCCUUUUUCCAGAGGGGAGGGGUGUGCCAAUGUACUUCAUGUAUUUUGUAUGUUUUGGGUUUUGAGUCACUACACACACUUUCAAGCCUGUUUUGCCUGUAGUUGCGUGCUCUGCCGUAUUUUCUAUCACCGCACACAGAACUAGGGGGGCCUUAGGAAGUGCCAAGUGGCCCCGGCGUAGACCUGCAGAGUCAGAUGCAGCGGACACGCGACAGGACAGACAGCUGUUCCCAGCUGUGUGCUGCAAACCCUGUCACCUCACUGCUGGAGGUUAAGGUUACGGUGCAGCCAGGCGGCAGUGUGUAAUUGUGUGACUUACGCAGGCCGAGUAGGUACAGGGCCAACGCCUAAGAGCAGAGCUGCGCCCAGGGAAAUGGUCAGAGGCAGCUGGCAAAUUGCAUAUGGUUCUGAUGCUCUUGCAAUUUCACAUGUGAUGUUUUAAAACUGAUUUUGAGUACAUAAAUACCCCAUGGCCUACUAUCGCCACCCCCACCCCCGCCAUCCUCACAAAGCAACCCUGUGGGACAUGACGUUGAAAUGCCGGCCAUGACAAUGUGUGAGGAUGUCACGCUGGCAACUGCACUCUCAGGAGCCCAAAGUCAGGAGUGAAAUUGCCACUUCUGUCCCUUAUUUCCUAUGGAAACAACGCCUUCCACAGCCCCCAGCACCUGCUGUCCUCACGGUCACGCUCAUCAGGAUCAGGACCACCUGUCGCUGUCAUUAGCCACCCUGGUUGAUUUUGCUCACGUUGUUGCUACAACGAAUGUCAGUUUCACUUUGCCAGAAACCACUUGAUUUCCAAUGGCUGCAGUCUGCAAACCUGCUGAGGACUUUUUUUUAAUGUAGUACAACAAAGUGACAGUUACAACAGGCUUACCUUGGAAGAGGUGUCAUUUUUACUGCCAAUUUUUUUGGAUGAAGAUGUUUUUAUAAAUCUUUCAAAAUGGUCUGCAAAUCGAGUAGGAGUUGCACAACUAACUCAGUGCUGUGUGUUCUCAAGAAGCUCCCUUUGUGAGGCCCAUCCUGGGACAGCCGAGCCUCCCCCUUCCUGGCAUCCUGGGAAAGAAAACAAGUGAGCCUCUCACCGGGCAUCCAGCCCAUGGCUUGUGGAGCCCUGACGGCUCGAACACUUACGGGGCCUAAAGGAAGCGUCACCAGACUCCCCCGUCUCGCUCCACCCUCCCUGCUAACAUCGAGGUGUGUGCAGUUACCUUUUGAGCUUGGAACAAGCAGACUGGAAUUUUCCUCUGCUACCUCUUGUGUACAAAAUCUUGUUUAUAAAAUUUCAAAAGGAAGUAGAUAAACUAGGGAACAAUCUUAAUUCUAAAUUUGGUUCUUUGAGUGGCAGAGUUCUUAGCUUCUAAGGGUAUAAAAUAAAUUUUUCAAAAACGGC